AUGCCCCCCUUUGCAAAGCCAGAGACCGUGCUCAAGCGCUCCGAGGAGCUCAUCAAUGUCGGCCAGCACCAGGCCGCCUUGGCCGCCCUCAACGAGAUCUUCACCUCGCGCCGCUUCAAGCAGACCCCGCUCGCCUCGCUCGAGCCCAUCAUGAUCCGCUUCGUCGACCUCUGCGUCGACCUCAAGAAGGGUCGCAUGGCCAAGGAGGGCCUCAUGCAGUACAAGAACGUCUCGCAAAACACAAACGCCCAGUCCAUCGAACUCGUCAUCAAGCACUUCAUCAAGCUCGCCGACGCCAAGGUGGUCGAGGCACAGUCCAAGGCCGAUGCCGCCGUCGGCGGCGAGAAGAUCGACGUCGACGACCUCGAGGAGUCCGAGACCCCCGAGUCCAUGCUCCUCGGCUCCGUCAGCGCAGACCAGAACAAGGACCGCACCGACCGCGUCCUCGUCACCCCUUGGCUCAAGUUCCUCUGGGAGGCCUACCGCACCGCCCUCGACAUCCUCCGCAACAACGCCCGCCUCGAGAUCCCCUACCAGCAGAUCGCAAACCAGGCGCUCAAGUUCUGCCUCCAGUACGAGCGCAAGACCGAGUUCCGCCGCCUCUGCGAGGUGCUGCGUCAGCACCUCCAAAACGUCGCUCGCUACUCCCACCACGCCCACGCCAUCAACCUCACCGACCAGGACACCCUCCAGCGCCACCUCGACACUCGCUUCGCCCAACUCAACGCCGCCGUCGAACUCGAGCUCUGGCAGGAGGCCUUCCGCUCCAUCGAGGACAUCCACAACCUCCUCACCAUGGCCAAGAAAGCGCCCCGCCCCGCCAUGAUGGCCAACUACUACGAGAAGCUCGCACGCAUCUUUAUGGUCUCGGACAACCACCUCUUCCACGCCGCCGCCUGGAACCGCUUCUACGCCCUCGCCCGCUCCAUCGCCAAGUCGGACCAGGAGCACACCCGCAUGGCCUCCUACGUCCUCAUCUCCGCCCUCGCCGUCCCCGUCAUCUCGUCCAACGCCCCGGGCACCGGCAACCUCAACAAGACCAAGUCCGACUUCCUCCAGGGCGAUCACGAGGGACGCACCCGCACCGGUCGCCUCACCUCGCUCCUCGGCCUCUCCCGCACCCCCACCCGCGCCGGCCUGCUCAAGGAGGCGCUCAACCGCGACAUCCUCAACAAGGCCCGCCCCGAGCUGCGCGAGCUCUACAACAUCCUCGAGGUCGAGUUCCACCCGCUCUCCAUCUGCGCCAAGAUCGAACCCAUCCUGGCCCAGAUCAGCCAGGACUCGGAGAUGGCCAAGUACGUCAAGCCGCUCCACUCGGUCGUCCUCACCCGCCUCUUCCAGCAGCUCAGCCAGGUCUACGACGCCGUCAAGCUCGACAAGGUCAUGCAGCUCGUCUCGGCCUUCAAGGCGCCCCACUCGUACUCGGCCGCCGAGAUCGAAAAGUUCUGCCUCAACGCGUGCAAAAAGGGCCACCUCAACAUCCGCAUCGACCACGUCGCCCAGGCCAUCACCUUCCAGGACGACGUCUUUGCCACCGACGCCCACCCCUCGGCCUCCACCACGUCCGAGGCGGACAACGUGCGCCUCCAGGCCACGCCCUCGGAGCUCGUGCGCACCCAGCUCAGCCGCCUCGCCACCUGCCUCGACACCACGCUCAACACCAUCGACCCCAGCGUGCUCGCCAACGCCCAGGCCGCCAAGCGCGACGUGUUUGCACGCGCCGUCGCCGCCGCCGACGACGAGCACAAGGCGGCCAUCGCACGCAAGGCCAUCCUCGCACGCCGCAAGGAGCUGCUCGAGGAGAUGGCCACGCGCAAGGAGCGCGAGGAGUCGGCCGCCCGCGCCGAGCGUGCGCGCGCCGCCGCCGAGGCCGAGCAGAAGCGCAUCGCCGACGAGGCCAAGAAGCGCGAGCAGGAGCGCAUCAACAAGGAGCUCGAGGCGGUGCGCAUCGAGGAGGCCAAGAAGAUGGCCAAGUCGCUGCAGGAGCGCGGCGGCCUCAAGCUGAGCGAGGAGGAGCUCGCCAACAUGGACACCAACAAGCUGGUGCAGAUGCAGGUGGAGCAGAUCGAAAAGGAGAAGAAGGAGCUCGCCGAGCGUCUGCGCCUCAUCCACCGCAAGAUGGACCACCUGGAGCGUGCGUACCGCCGCGAAGAGGCUCCGCUGCUCGAGGCCGACUAUGCGCGCCAGAAGGAGGAGGAUCUCAAGUACCACAAGGCGGCGCGCAUCACGCUGCUGCAGACGAGCAAGGAGAAGCACGCCGCCGACCUCGAGGUCAAGAAGAGGCUCACGCGCAUCUUGCCCGACUACCAGCAGCUGCGCUCCAUCAUCGAGGAGAAGCGUCGCGGCGAGUUCGAGGAGCGCCGACGCAACGCCGCCGAGCAGAUCGAGGUGGAGAAGGAGAAGCGCCGCCAGCAGGUGCGCGAGGAGAGGCGCCGCGAGCGCCAGGAGGCCGAGGAGGCCGAGCGCCGCCGUGCGCAGGAGGAGGAAGAGUCGCGUGCGCGUGCCGAGGAGGAGGAGCGUCUGGCCGAGAAGCGCCGCGCCGAAGAGGCCGAGCGCAGCGAGCUCGAGGCCAAGAAGCGCGCCGAGAUCGAGGAGCGCAUGGCCAAGCUGCAGGCGACGGCGGACAGGCAGCGCCAGCGCGAGGAGGAGGCCGAGGCGAACCGCCGCGCACGCAUCACGGGUGGCGCUGUCGCUGCGCCUGCUGCUGGUGCUGCAGGUGGUGUGGCUCGUCAGGAGUCGCCGGCUGCCGAGGGUGGUUGGCGCCGUGCUGGCUCGCCUGCUGUUUCGGCCGCGGCGGCUCCUGGUGCUGCCGCCGAGUCGCAGCGUCCGUCGAUCUUUGGCGCUGCACGCGCAGGUGCUGGCGGCGGAUGGCGCGAGCGUGAGGCGGCGAGGAAGGCAGCUGGCGGUGAUGCUGCUCCUGCUGCUCCUGCUGCUCCUGCUGCUCCUGCUGCUCCUGCUGCUGCCCCGGCCGCUGCUGCUCCGGCCCCCGCUGCUAGCAACGCCUACCGCCCCGGAAUGCUGCGUGGAGCUGGUGGUGCUGGACCCACGUGGCGCGAGCGCGAGGCGGCCAAGAACGCCGCUGGUGGUGCUGGUGCCGCUGCGCCUGCCGCUGCCACGGACAACGACGGCUUCACCGAGGUCAAGAAGAGCGUCUACCGCCCGCCCGCGUCGAGUGUGCAUUGGACCACCACCACCACCACCACCACCACCACCACCACCACAACCACCACCAUCACCAUCACCGUCGCCGUCAUGAGUCGGCUACUCGACACAUCUGCGCCACACGAGGCAGUGUCGGCAUUCACACGCGAUUCGGACACGAUCUCGGUGCGUUCUCGCCACACGCUUCGCGCGUUCGGCGACGACUCGGACGCGGACGAUCCGUGGUCUGCCAUCCCGCCCUCCUCGUCCACCUCUUCGGUUUCAGACCUAACGCGCCUACAGCGACGGAGGUUGCUUGGUCGGGCACUGGUUCAGCUGGUGGUGCUGUUUGUGGUAUGCUUGGUUGGGUUGGGGGGUACGUUGUGGUUGGCGUUGCCCGUGAUUGCACCAGAGGACAAGGCGAGUUUCAAGAUCCCCCGUUCGUUCGACGAUCUCAAGGCGCUCAAUGCGGUACUGCAGCACUACAAGACCGACCACUUUGCAAGGGUGUUGCUGUGCUGGGUGGUGGUGUACAUGUUCCUCCAGGCAUUCAGCAUUCCAGGAAGCAUGUAUAUGUCCAUCCUUGCCGGUGCACUCUUUGGAGUUCCACUCGCACUGCCGUUGGUCUGUGUUAGUGUGGCAACGGGUGCAACGAUCUGCUACUACAUCUCCAAAACUCUGGGCGUGGUGCUGGUGGCACUGCCGAGCUGGAAGAAAAGGGUGGAUGAAUGGAAGGAAAAGCUGGCGGAACAUUCGGAUGGGAUGGUGUCGUAUCUGAUCGUGGUUAGGAUGAUGCCCCUACCGCCGCAUAACAUCGUCAACAUCAUGGCUCCCCACCUCGGUAUUGGAGUGGGCACCUUCUGGCUCUCAACCUGCGGAGGCAUCUUUGCCGUCUCGGUGAUCCACACUACCAUCGGCGAAAAGUUGGACCAGAUGACGUCGCCCGACGACUUCCACCUCUUCUCCUGGCGCAACAUGCUACUCCUCGUAGGUGUCGCCGCUGCAGUUCUCCUCCCCGUGCUGAUCAAAAAGACACAGCAACCGCUCGAGGGCGAACCAUCGCGAGGACAGGUUUACCUCGGAGGAGACGACGACCAAGAAGCGAGAUUGCCCGACAGUUUCAGGCGCAACUUGGUAGGGGCAAGCGACAGCGACGACGAGCUGCCAAGACGUACGCUCGACACGGGCGGAAUCCAAGAGGACGAGGCAUGGAGAGAUGCCGCCAUGCUAGAUGACGACGAUGUGGAUGCCGACGUGAUUGGCCGAUCCGGAUUCCAAGAUCGAGGUGCACACCCCGCACCGCAUCAGCAGCAGCCAGCCUCCAAGCUCAAGAAGUGGAUGAGUGCAUCCGGGCUCAAACUCUAA
Moesziomyces antarcticus is the source of this 4506-nucleotide messenger RNA. RefSeq lists its product as uncharacterized. The transcript is spliced from 2 exons. The record is from RefSeq and is a predicted model, not a curated record. Gene Ontology annotation, molecular function: mRNA binding; translation initiation factor activity. Gene Ontology annotation, cellular component: eukaryotic translation initiation factor 3 complex, eIF3e; eukaryotic translation initiation factor 3 complex, eIF3m; multi-eIF complex. Gene Ontology annotation, biological process: translation reinitiation; formation of cytoplasmic translation initiation complex. The coding region runs from base 1 to 4506 and encodes 1501 amino acids. NCBI's taxonomy places the organism in Eukaryota, Fungi, Basidiomycota, Ustilaginomycetes, Ustilaginales, Ustilaginaceae.